CAAGCGCGCACGCGCACAUCCUUUCCCCCUCCCUUGUCUGUGGUAAACAGAGUGCCGCCGAAGCGGCCGACUGGGAGGCAGGCAGGCGCCUCCUGUGUGGCGAACGACUUAGUUCUUGGGGGACGGGAGCGCGGGCAGGCCGGGGUUUACGGGGUUCGAGAGCGUGUUAGGCCCUGAGGCGGACGGUACCCCUGACAGCGAGGAGGAGAAGGGAGCGUGGGCCGUACCAUUCGGCAGGCAAGGCGGGGGGGGGAGGAAAUAAUUGCUUCGCUCGGCCCUGAGGAGACGGACGUGCGGGAGGUGAUGUGGCGGCGCUGAGAGAGUUUGGGCGGGCACGGCCGGCAGGCGAGCCGAAGCGGCGCCAUCAUGGCGGAGCCGGUCGGGAGCCCCCCAGCGGCCGAGCCGCCGCCGUCAGUGGCGGCCUUGGACCCGGAGUUCCCCCCUCAGAGCCGGCCGCGCUCCUGCACUUGGCCGCUGCCCCGGCCGGAGUUGGUGGCGGCCGAGAGCGAGCCUGGCGGAGGCGGAGGAGCGGGCCUGGGCAGCCCUGAGGAGCCCGCCGGCGCUGCUGUUGCGGCGGCGGCGGCCCCGGGAGGCGGCUCUGGCGGGGCACGCAAGAGCGGCGGCGGUUCCGGCGGGGCACGGCGGAACGCCUGGGGCAGCCAGUCCUACGCCGACCUCAUCAGCCAGGCCAUCGAGAGCGCCCCGGACAAGCGCCUGACGCUGGCGCAGAUUUACGAGUGGAUGGUCCGCUCCGUGCCUUACUUCCGCGACAAGGGCGACAGCAACAGCUCCGCCGGCUGGAAGAACUCCAUCCGACAUAACCUCUCUCUGCAUAGCAAGUUCAUUAAAGUGCACAAUGAAGCUACAGGGAAGAGCUCUUGGUGGAUGCUCAAUCCAGAAGGGGGCAAAAGUGGAAAAGCUCCACGGAGGAGAGCGGCCUCCAUGGACAACAGCAGCAAGCUGGCCAAGGCCCGAGCGAAAACCACCAGGAAGAAGACACCUGUGCCAGUGGCUCCAGAAUCUACUGCUGACAGCCCCGGCUCCCAGUACUCCAAGUGGCCUGGCAGCCCUUCUUCCAGGAGCAACGAGGACUCUGAUGUGUGGACCAGUAUCCGGCCUCGGACCAGUUCCAAUGCCAGUACCAUCAGUGCAAGGCUUUCUCCGAUCCUGACCGAGCAGGAUGACCUUGCUGAUGAGGAGCUCCUCCCCUCCCUCGUCUACUCCAGUGCACCCAGCAAUGUCCCGCCCACAGUGACAGAGGAGCUGGAACUCAUCGAUGGCCUGAACCUGAUGUCACCCAGUUCCUCCUUGUUGCCGACUCAGCAGCCUGCCUCAAGCAACCUGGCACAGAGAAAUCCUGGCUUUUCCUUGCGAGGCCAGAGCUCAGCUGCUCAGGCACCCUCGUUUGGCAGCUCUCUCUUCAACCCUGUUGAUAUCUCUCUGCACAGCUCCGCUGGCCAUUUCUCUGGCCCACAGACCCUUGAAGCCCUCCUGACAUCCAACUCUCCACCGCCCAGUGAUGUGAUGAUGACUCAAGUGGAUCCGAUCCUUCCACAGAGUGGAGGCAGGUCGAACAGCCAGACUUUUCUGCUUUUGGGGGAGCAGUCCUCCAAAACCAAGAUGAGCCCGGUUAACCUGAUCAGAAAGCCUUCGGAGCAGCAAGAGUCAGUUGGUGCCACAUCCUUGCCAUCUGCAUUUUCAAUGGCAUCUCCUCAGAAUACAGUCAACCUGUCCACUUUGAAGGCAUCGGGCUCAGCGCAGUCUGCCCAGGUGGCCCAGCUGGGCAUCCAGCCAUCUCUGGCUGCAGCCACGUUUCCCCCCUUUGGAGGGAAUCAGGAUAGGUUGCCGAAUGACUUGGAUGUUGACAUAUACAUGGAGAAUCUCGAGUGUGAUGUGGAUUACAUAAUCAACACCGACCUCAUGGAUGGAGAAGGACUGGACUUCAAUUUUGAGGCCAUUCCGUCUGCUCCCAGCUACCCCAGCACAUCACAGGCCUCCAACCAUACUUGGGUACCAAGUUAACUUCAGGAUUGACAAAGUGCCCUUCUGGUUCUGGAGUGUUGCGCUCCCAGAAGAGUCUGGAAUGCAAGGAGCACCUGCCGUCUGUCUCACUGCUGUGCAAGCCAGCUGGAAGCAAGGGGCAAACAGCGACUGGAAGAGAGAGAUCCCAUUAAGUGCCACAUCUUUUCCUGAGCCUACCGCAAGCCCCACCCAGGCCUCUGUGCAGGAGCCCGUGAAGAGCCCCAGGAAGCGCUCCACCACCCAUGGCCAAAGACUCUUCCUGCCCUACAGAAGCCUCCUCCAAAUGGAUGGGGUUUGGGCCCAGCUGUCAUAGGUGAAGGGGCUGUUUGAAGGGGCCGCCUCGUGUUGACAUCGCCCCUCCAGCUGAUCUUUGCUUCAUCCCUCCUUUGACUUGACACCCUGAGGAUGGGGUGGGAAGAUGGUCUUACGAAUCGAAUCGUGGCUUAACUGAGUUGAGAAGCCCCUCCCCCUAGCAUUUUUUUUGAUCCUUUUCUGAUGUGAGCAAGUGCUGGUGGGGGAGGCCGAGGGAAGGAAAGUUGUCCUGUUUGAGUGUGGGGAGAGGCCGUAGAGCUCUUUCUUGACUGUACCGACCUACAGGCCCCUUGCGGAAGCAAAAGCCGGGCCUUGUGAAGCCCCCACCUGUGUGGUCAUUGGUAGCAGUUCCCUGUAAUGGCGACUGCCCCGAAGCAGGCCAGCAGGUGCUAAAAGCUGUUGCUAAGCAAACCAAAACAACUUCUCUUUGGGUUCCUUUCUGGGCUGUUGUGUUACAACAGAGAAAUGGGAAACCCAGAUCUGGCCUUAACCAGAGCCCUGAUUGGUGUUCAUGCGUUUUUCCUUCUUUUUCUAAUCCAGAAGGGCAUUUUUUACAAAUGAACUAUUUUGGAGGUUGCUUUUUUUUUACACUAAUCUGCAUAGAGGGCGGGGUUUUCUGUAGCAUUCAAACUACAUUAUAAGUGUCUCUGUAUUCGGAGUGCCUUUCCCUCUCUCUAAGAUGGCCCUGGCAGUAGCUGUUGCUUUUCCAAGUUGCAUCAAGAACAACGUGGCAACUUCUUGGGUGCGUUAGCGGGGGGGGGGAGGAGAAGGGCACCCAGCCAGCCUUGUUCUUUGGAACUGGGGCAGGUGACAGAGUUGUACAUUAUAGAUAAUUACCUGUAAAGCUAGCAGCAGAUUAACUAGAAGCUUUUGUAAACCUGGGGGGGGGAGGGGAUAGAAACUGUCUAUAUUUUCAUGGAGAAUUCUCUGAAAUUAUAGGCUAAAAGUGCAGCCCAUUUCCUUGCAGCUUUAUACCUUUUUGAUACCAGCCAGAACACUAAUGCACAUGUGGCUGGGAACUGGUCUGAAGAUGGGAUUAGGGGAAAGUGCGUCUGCUUGGGGUGGGAGGAUGGAAAAGAGGUUAAAGAUGACGCGGAGGGGCCCCCCUUUCAACCGUGUGCUUUCAGCAGCUAAUUAUGAAUGGCCAGCAGGACAUGCUGGGGCCUGUCUAAGCCUUGGACAGCUGGGUCACAGCUGCCACCUCCGAAUCCUUGUGAGCCCUUGACCUCUUUGUGCAGAAUGCUGGCAGAAGGAGGGGCUGGCUCAGGCCCUCCUUGCUCAGCAACUGUAACCGCUUGGUUGUGAGGCGGGUGCUGGGUCUGCUUGGAGUCAGCCUUUGCUGCUGAGCCUAGUAGGCAGAGCAAAGAGAAAAUCUAGGAUUUGAGGGGUUGGGGAAUCUCUUUAUUGCUAUUGGAAAAAUAUCUUGGAAGUCAGAAAAACUCCAAAGGUGAUCUAGGAGCUCCCUGUCAGGACUAGACUGUUCGGGAUGUGAGGAAUGGAGAGCAUGGGUGAACUCCCAUCCUGCAUUGCCCCCAUCAACAAGGGGGUGACAGUUUGAGGCUUUCCUUCCUGCCCUGGGUGUGCUUGGAGUUUCACUAGCGCUAUUGGAGAUGGAGACAAGAUGAGGCUUCAGCCUUUGGAAGCCAGGCCAAACACUAGCUGGAAGAGCAAAUAGCAGAAGCCAGUUAGUUUCUACAAACUCUCUUCCAGAGCCUGCCUUGGGGCUCGCAAAGAUCCUUAGUGGUGGCUGGGCAGGGAGAGUGCAUUGUGAGGCGCAUGUGGGGAAUGUGUCAUCCAGGGAGGCAUGACUUGCAGGAAGGGAGACAGCCCAGAUGCCUCCCCCUGCUUGCAACAGCAGCCUUGGUACUCCUGGCACGGCCUUGAGCAAGCCACUAUAGGUGUGUCCAUGUUCAGACCAGGCUGUGUGGCUUGGAACAAUACUGUUGGCUUCUCCCAGCACACGUGUGCCAUGUGAGGCAGCAGUGGUAUGGCUAGCAGCGAGAGGAGCCAACAUUGUUGAGAGGUUGGUAGAGCCUUCCAGUGCAAACAUCCUGCUGCUUUCUGAAGACAAAUGCUACUUUAACAGCAGGAACUAAUCCGCUCCAGAAUUGGCUGCUCAGGGAGAUCCCCUGCUUUCCUUUGCAUGGUGGGGUGGUAUGCCCCAGCCAGGUCAGGCUCAGGGGGAAGUGAGAGUCACUGUGGCCCUGAGGGCUGGUAUUUGGCUACCUUGAGCUAGACUACCAAGAAGAUGCAGAUGUGAAGCCACAUCUUGUAACGUAGGGUUAGUUUGUUCAAUAAUGCUUCCCAGCCCUCUGGUUCCAUACUCACAGCGAUACCUAACAUGAGCAGUGUCAAAGCCUUGGGGCCGUUCUGAUUCAAAGGACUGCUUUAGCUGUGCUUUAGCUGUCUACAGUAGGUGAAGGAUGAACUGAUCUGCAUCACAUGAUGGGGAGCUUGCUCACCCCCCCUUGCUUGUCUUUCUGUACCCAGCUGCUGUGGAGUACCCUGAAUAGGAGGGGGGGUCUUGCUGCCUUGGAGCAAGCAAAGAUGAAGGCAACAGGGAGGGGGUGCAGGGACAACUCUGUCAGCAGAAUGUGCCCCUCUUAGGUUCUCUGGGAGUCCUGCCAAGGUGGUUUGCGCUGUAGACAGUGGGGACUCAGGAGCAGCUGGGAGGAAGCUACUUGUUGGAGCUUUGUGUGUGUUUCAUGGUAGGGCUGUUGAGGCUUCCUUUCCACAGAAGGAAUCUCUAGACACAAGAAGUGACCUCAGGCUGGCCUCGUUCUAGGGCAGUGUUGUGGAGGGCCCUGCGGGCAUAGAGGUCAUGUGCAGUGUGUGAAUAUUCUCCUUUGACUGCUGCCCUGCUCUGGUGGGGUUGGUGGUUUGAAGGGUGCUGGUUUGGAUAGACUUGGUCCUGUUUCUCCUGAGGAAUUGAUUCACACAUCCCAUGCUCUACUUUAAUGUUGUCCCCUGUAGCAAUAGUCUUUCUUCUUCCAGGGCUUUCCAGGGUUCCCCUUCUCACUGCCCCCCCCCGGCUAGAGAGACUGUGUGGAAUGUGCUGGAGGUCAAAAUGUGACAAAUAAAUCUCUAUAAUCCUC
This is a messenger RNA of Rhineura floridana, 5429 nucleotides long. It is a transcript of the gene FOXO4, whose product is annotated as forkhead box O4. The transcript has 3 exons. NCBI's taxonomy places the organism in Eukaryota, Metazoa, Chordata, Lepidosauria, Squamata, Rhineuridae. Bases 367 to 2022 code for a protein of 551 amino acids. The record is from RefSeq and is a predicted model, not a curated record. Gene Ontology annotation, biological process: regulation of transcription by RNA polymerase II. Gene Ontology annotation, molecular function: RNA polymerase II cis-regulatory region sequence-specific DNA binding; DNA-binding transcription factor activity, RNA polymerase II-specific. Gene Ontology annotation, cellular component: nucleus.